This is a messenger RNA of Maylandia zebra (zebra mbuna), 1142 nucleotides long. RefSeq names its product lipopolysaccharide-induced tumor necrosis factor-alpha factor homolog. Lineage: Eukaryota; Metazoa; Chordata; Actinopteri; Cichliformes; Cichlidae. Gene Ontology annotation, molecular function: zinc ion binding. Gene Ontology annotation, cellular component: cytoplasmic side of lysosomal membrane; cytoplasmic side of late endosome membrane; nucleus. The record is from RefSeq and is a predicted model, not a curated record.
CCCGUUGGCUCACAUAAACGUCUCACUAAUUCAUCAAGACACUAUGGAGGUACCCAAAACAGGUUUCCCAGCACCACCGUACCCCGGUCCCCCUUUGGACUACAACGCUGUUCAGCCUGUUGUUCAGCCUGUUGUCCAGCCUGCGGUUCAGCCAGUUGUCCAGCCUGUUGUUCAGCCAGCUGUUCAGAUUGUUCAACAGCCUGCAUACCAAUACAAUGCACUACAACCUCAGGUUGUGCAGCCAGUGAGUCAGGUGGUGGUGAUGCAAAGUCAUCUCCCAAAAGAUGUUCCUGGACAGAUGAAGUGUCCUCAUUGCCAAACCGAUGUUGUGACUAAAACCGAGUACAAAAUUGGGAUCCUCACCUGGAUAAUUUUUGGCGUAUUACUACUUGUAGGCUGCUGGCCUUGCUAUGUGAUCCCCUUCUUCGUCAAAGAAUGCAAGGAUGUGGAGCAUUCCUGCCCCGCCUGUAACAGCGUAAUCCACAUCCAUAAGGUCCUAUGAAGCAGAACUACAGUUUACCUUCUACUGGACCAACAGCAGCAAGGCAAUAUAUGUUUUACCUGUAUAUGUACUGAACAUACUGAUAAAAGCUAUACAUAUCAGCAAUAAAAGAGCUUUCUUGUUUUCCAGGUGAUUACUUGAAUCAUGUUAAAAAAUAUAAGUUAAUUAUCAGGAUUGUUUUUAUUUGUUUUUUUAAAACUUGUAGUGAGUGGUGUGGUCUUGGUAUGAAAUACCUCAGUGAUGAAGUGAAAUGAAGGAUAAUAUGUAUUAAAUGAACUCUAGGGGACUUUUUUUUUUUUUAAAUAUUCCUACGAGUGAAAUUUGUAUAUUUUUCCACCUAAAGUUAUUAUCUUGAUUUUCUUUUUGAUGACAUAUUGAAUGUUUUUAAUCAAAUUCAUAUUAAUUUAAUAUAAAAAGACAGCAAAACUGAUAACAAUACAACAGAAGAUAACAUGUCAAUAUUGACCAGUGAUCAUAUUUUAGUCUUUUAAAAACACUGGACACUUUUCAUGCAACAUUAACUUUUUAAAAAAAAUAAAUGUAUUGUCACCCAAUAGGUAUUACCUAAAUCACUCAUACAGUUUCUCUUGGCUUAAUUCUGUUUACAUUUAAGUCUUUUUAAUUACAAUAAUAAUUCACU